CAAGAAAAUGUGGGUGGGGUUUCUAGGCUAUAGUUUAUUAUGGAUGAGCAAGAGGAGCAGCAAGAUGCGGAGGACGCGCUCGUCCUCUUCCCAGCACCAGCGCCAGCGGUAGCACCAGCAGCAGCAGCGCCGCCACCGCACCAGGCUGGGGUGCCGCUGCCUGUGACGGGGUUUCUUUUCUUUCUCCCCGUGUGUGUGUGGGGGGGAAGGAGAAGAUGAGAGAGAGAUAAAGAGCUCUUUUGCCUUUCUUCUUUGUUCUUCUACCACUUCGUGUGCGCAACUUGGACUGGGAGACUAAGGCCGGAUCACGGGCGAUGGAAAAUGACUGUCCUGAGCACAGAGAAACGCAGAGGGAGCGCCGGCGAAGCAGCGGCGAAGAUGGUUUCUACGAUGCGACUUAGAUCCUCGGUGUUUCAGUUCCAGCAACUUGUGGAGAAAGGAUCAUCAUCACCAGCAGCUCGUCGCCUGAGCUUGCGAUGAAUUGUCAUAGCGGUCAGCGAUGUUUGGAGGCCACAGGUGCAGCACGGCUGGGCUGAGGCAGCAGAUAUUACCUGGUGAAGAGCUCGAGGAUCAAGCGUGGCUGCUCCGGCCCAAAGUCUUGGGAAAGCCUGCCGGUACUCCGGAUGUUAGCCUCGAUGCUUUCAGGGUCUGGAAGUCGGUGGUCUACCGAGGUGCCAGUCUUCCAGCCGGUUUUGUCGACUUGGAGCAGCUUUAUCAGUUUGAGGCACUCGGACAGGCAGUGUUUUGCACCGAUCUCCAUGGCGAUAUAACGUACUGGAGCAAUACCGCUGAAGCGUUAUACCUCUGGAGAAAAGAAGAAGUUAGUGGACUGAACGUACUCAACAUCCUUUUCCCCUUGGACGCUCUCAAGUCAUCAAAGGAAAUCCUUGCUCACGUUGGUCAAGGAAAGCUAUGGUCGGGAGAGCAUGCUUUUCUCAGGCGCGACGGCGUUCUUAUCAAUACCAUGGUUAUGAGCAGUCCACUUAUGGGUAACGGCCGCCAGAUUCAGGGUAUUGUUGCAAUCUCUUCGCAAAUCGACAAGCCAGGCAGCAUGAGAAGCCGAGAACCUGAACGGAUGGACUCGGAUAUAUCUGAAAGCUCCAUAUCAAACUUGGAGCGGGUCGAUUCCAUGCAGCAGCACUCCAACUUGCCAGCAGGAACUGGAAUCUUUAGGCUGGGAUUAAGUUCCAUGCAGUACCUGUUCCGGAGGUUUGGUUUUGGAGCCGCCAAACCCGAAGAAGAUCAGGCAGCUGCGGCACAGGACCACCAAAUGGCGUCUGAAUCUUCAGACCUCCUCCACAUAAGCUACGGUGGAGAGUAUUACUCGGGGAAUUCAAGUCGUCAAAACUCACCACGGAUCCAAAAAGCUUCUGAUCCUAACAGCGACGAGAGACUCGGCACUCCUGAUCAGCAAUCCAGGAGUUACGUUCCAUGCAGUGAAACCGCUGGGGGGAAUUUCAUGUCCAGAUUUAACGCUGGUUUACCCGCUGGAGGAGCUUAUGGAAAUGUCCCAGAGUCACCAAGAAAUAUCAUGGUUGACAGUUGGUACUCACAACAACAACAGCAACAAGCUGCCGAAGAUGAUUUUCAUCUUCAAAUGGCACUUUCGCUGCGGGUUCCUUCGGACAAGCCAGAUGCAGAUGCAGACGAUUCCAGUACGAGGACGGGAAAAUCAUCUUCCGACGUGACUAAAGCCGAGACUACGUCUUAUCGCUAUUGGGUGACGAGCUCUCUAAGUUACGAUGAGUGGAUUGAGGAUGGCUUUUACGAGCUGUGGGGAAUGAGUCCUCAUGUCUGGAGCAUUUGCACUGACUCUUCUGAGCAAGGCCGGAUGCCUCCAUUGGAAUCUCUACGUCGUGUGCAUCCAUCAGAGGCAGUCUUCGAUGUGGUGCUCGUGGACAGAAGUGUAGAUCCCGCGCUAUGUGCACUAGAAGACAGGGUGGUCAAUCUAGCGUACGAAGCAAACGAAGUCUUUGAUUUAGCUUCUCAACUGGGAAAGCUAGUCGCAGUCGAGAUGGGGGGCCCUGCUGCUUCGGACGAUGAUUUGGUUGAGACGUGGCUGCAAAAUCGUUUGAAGCUGAUGCAGAUCUCCGGGAGUGUGGUUCUUCCAAUCGGACUCAUCAAGGCUGGUCUCUCUAGGCACAGGGCUCUUCUUUUCAAGGUGCUAGCAGAUAGUGUUGGCCUACCGUGUCGCCUUGUCCGCGGCCACCCCUUCUGUGCCAAGGAGGAAGACGCUUUUGCUCUCGUUAAAUGCAACAGCGGGAGGGAAUGGGUCGUAGACUUAGUCUGCAAACCGGGGCUUUUGCUUCCACCCGAAACAAGAACUCCUGUAUCUGCUGGGAUGGGAAGCCCUUCUUUGCGACAAACGUCCUCAUCCUCCCCGGACUCAGCUUCUAGUUCCGUUUCUAUUAAAAGAUCAAACUCUGCGGACGAGCCGCCAAAUCCAGAGAAGGGUGAACAGGAAGGCAGGCCGGUGGAUUUUAUUAGCAAGACGACUCGCUUCAAGGAAAGGACUAGAGAGGAACUCAUAGCAAAAGCAAGAGAAAAAGAGGUUGACCAACAGAAAGCUAUAAAGAUGGCAAGUCACGUAGAUGACUACGAGAUCAAAUGGGAAGACGUCCAUAUUGGUGAACGCGUUGGGCAGGGUUCUUUUGGAAGGGUCUAUCACGCUGACUGGCAAGGCUCCGAUGUUGCAGUCAAAGUUUUCCUGGAUCAAGACAUCAGGUCUGAAGCGCUUGAAGAGUUCAAACGAGAGGUGGCGAUGAUCCGUCGGCUGCGGCAUCCAAACAUAGUUCUCUUCAUGGGAGCGGUCACACAGCCUCCAAACUUAUCACUGGUUACCGAGUUCUGUCCAAGAGGGAGCCUAUUCAGGAUUCUGCAAAAAACCAAACUGGAUGAGCGUCGACGCCUACGUAUGGCCCUUGAUGUGUCCAAAGGAAUGAAUUAUCUCCAUCGAUGCUGUCCUCCUAUAGUACACAGGGACUUGAAAUCCCCGAAUUUGCUAGUGAAGGAAAACUGGACGAUCAAGGUGUGUGAUUUUGGAUUGUCGCGCCCAAAGAACAACACUUUUCUUACUUCUAAAACUGGAGUUGGAACGCCCGAGUGGACUGCUCCAGAGGUUUUGCGCAACGAGCCAUCUGACGAGAAGUGUGAUGUCUACAGCUUUGGGGUGAUUUUGUGGGAGCUUGCGACGCUCCAGCAACCGUGGGCUGGCAUGAACUCCAUGCAGGUGAUUGGAGCUGUGGGCUAUCUAAACCAGAGGCUGCCAAUACCCGACCACAUCGAGCCGGGGAUCAUAGCAUUGAUGCAGGCUUGUUGGUCCUCAGACCCAAAAGCUCGGCCAUCUUUUGGCGAAAUAAUGCACAAACUAAAGACACUGCCGCGGUACGCCUUCACAAAACAGUCGUGAGAGUCUCGUGAAGAAGAAAAGGAGAGUUUCUUCUGUACAAACAUUUUGGAUGCUCUCUUCUCUCGUGUAAUUUAGCAUGGUUUUUAGCUCUCAUAAUUUUACCUUGUGAGUUUGGGCC
This is a messenger RNA of Selaginella moellendorffii, 3527 nucleotides long. RefSeq names its product serine/threonine-protein kinase CTR1. Gene Ontology annotation, molecular function: ATP binding; protein kinase activity. The coding region runs from base 500 to 3409 and encodes 969 amino acids. Gene Ontology annotation, biological process: regulation of DNA-templated transcription; protein phosphorylation. NCBI's taxonomy places the organism in Eukaryota, Viridiplantae, Streptophyta, Lycopodiopsida, Selaginellales, Selaginellaceae. The record is from RefSeq and is a predicted model, not a curated record. The transcript has 19 exons.